Messenger RNA from Ustilago hordei, 489 nucleotides. Its product is annotated as putative HYP2 - translation initiation factor eIF5A.1. Gene Ontology annotation, biological process: positive regulation of translational elongation; positive regulation of translational termination. The transcript has 3 exons. The record is from RefSeq and is a predicted model, not a curated record. Lineage: Eukaryota; Fungi; Basidiomycota; Ustilaginomycetes; Ustilaginales; Ustilaginaceae. Gene Ontology annotation, molecular function: RNA binding; ribosome binding; translation elongation factor activity. The coding region runs from base 1 to 489 and encodes 162 amino acids.
AUGUCCGCCUCCGACGACGAGCAGCACAACGCCACCUUCGACACCGCUGAUGCCGGUUCGUCGCUCACCUUCCCUAUGCAGUGCUCUGCUCUGCGUAAGAACGGUCACGUCGUCAUCAAGGGCCGCCCUUGCAAGAUCAUCGACAUGUCUACCUCCAAGACCGGUAAGCAUGGUCACGCCAAGGUGCACCUUGUUGCUACCGACAUCUUCACCUCGAAGAAGUACGAAGACAUUUCGCCUUCCACCCACAACAUGGACGUCCCCCACGUCAAGCGUGACGAGUACCAGCUCGUCAACAUUGACGACGGUUUCCUCAACCUCAUGACCAACGAUGGUGACACCAAGGACGAUGUCCGUGUUCCCGAUGGUGAUCUUGGUGAGCAGAUCCAGGCUGCUUUCGAUGACGGCAAGGACCUCAUGGUCACCGUUGUUUCCGCUAUGGGUGAGGAGCACUGUCUUUCUUUCAAGGAUGCUCCCCAGGGCAAGUAA